Messenger RNA from Gongylonema pulchrum, 645 nucleotides. NCBI's taxonomy places the organism in Eukaryota, Metazoa, Nematoda, Chromadorea, Rhabditida, Gongylonematidae. The record is from the annotation of a GenBank genome assembly.
AUGCAACCGCAGCCGUCGCCGAUACCAUUCAGUAUUGAGCAGUAUCAACAGGCAAUGCGUAUUCCCAAAAAUACGGAAGAGCAGGAGAGCGACACUAAAAACACGUUGGAUAAGAAUAAGCAACACGGAGGUGACGUGAAACAGUCAAGAACUGGAAAUACUUCAAAACGCCUGAAGGCAUGGCGAUAUUUAAUACUGCGCGACAGGGAACUAAAAAUGAUGCAGGAGCCCGAUAAAAGAAAUUCAGAAGAAACGGAGAGCCAACGCGCUACAGAGCUUCAUUUGUUGGAAGAACGUAGUUAUGAUAGCCCUGGCAUAUUGACUACUACUGAUAAAUUAAUGAAGCAUAUCGCAAUUAUGGCAUCCGAGCACUUCCUAGCAAGGAAAAUGUCGGAUUUCUUUUCACCGCAGCAGCAAAGCACUCCCAUCAGGGCCGCGAGGGCAACUCCGAAAGGCUUGCAGAAGCUGUCGGCAGUAUCGGGAAACAUGGAACACAUGAGCAAGAGUGAGAUCAAGAAGAAAUUCGCGCGGGCAAUGAAAGAAUCAUUGCAGUAUGUAGUUAGCGAUAUUCGAGAUGAAUGGCAUACUGAGAUCACUCCCGAGAAAUACACCAGAGGUAGUGUUUUCAUCGCAAAACUGUACUAG